CAGAGCUACCUGGAGCUGGGGGAUUAAUAACCGACUUCAUGCACAUGAAGUUCUCACCUGCCAGAUUUCCCAGGCUGAAGUUUAUUUUGUACCAUGAGACUGGAUUUAAAAUAAGCCCUGCAAUUCUUCAUUGUGUGUCAACCUCUACUGAAACCCUAACAUUCUGAAGUUUAGGAAUUGCUGAACAAGCCAUAACAGAGGAGAAAAAAACAUUGGCAACUGAUGAGAAUUCGUGCUGCACUGUCACAAAUGAACAGGCAUCAGCUUGGAGCAAGGAGGAGCCUGGGGGCUGGUUCCAGCUUCUGGCCUUGUUAUUGAGGAUACUACUGUGACAGUAGUUUUAAAAACAUAGGCACUUAUCCUCUGCAGCAAGUAGUCACCACUAAUCCUCUCUUUGCUGAGUCACUGAAGAACCUCCAAUGGAACUGCUUGGACCCAAAGCAAGGACAUCCUGAAAAGUGGAGGCACAGCUGUGGAUGCUGCCAUUGCUGGCUUGAUCUGCACCUCGGUGAUGAAUCCUCAGAGUUCGGGCCUGGGUGGUGGGGUCAUAUUUACCAUCUAUAAUGCCAGCACAGGAACAGUCGAGGUGAUCAAUGCCCGUGAGACAGUCCCACGAGUGUUUCCUCACAAUUUACUGUCUGGCUGUGGCCCUGGUUUACCCAUUGGUGCCCCCUGGAUUGGUGUGCCAGGAGAACUCCGUGGGUAUGAGGAAGCCCACAAGCGAUAUGGCCACUUACCAUGGAAAGACCUCUUUGAACCAACCAUCAAGCUCCUUUCAGAGCCACUUGUCGUUUCCCCAGUUGUGGACAAAAUAAUCAAUCACCCAGACUUCUCCAUGCCAGGAAAAAAACUGUGCCCACUGCUGUGUGAUGGUCAAAGGUUUCUGAAGAGGGGAGAGACCUUCAGGUGGCCAGCGCUGCUGCAAACACUGCAAACUGUAGCAGAACAUGGAGCCGCAGCAUUUUAUGAGGGACAGAUAGGAAAGGCACUGGUGGAGGAUGUCAGGAAGGCUGGGUCCAGUCUCUCACUGGAGGACCUUCGGAUGUACCGAGCAGAGGUGUCCUCAGCUCUGAACAUCACCCUCAACAACCACACCACGGUGUUUGCUCCGGGACCGCCCAUGGGAGGUGCAGUGCUCAUGUUCAUCCUCAAGGUAUUGGAAGAGUAUAAACUCCAUGAAGCAUCACUGGCAACACCUGAGGAGAAGGUAGAAACCUACCAUCACAUUGCAGAGGCUCUGAAGUUUGGCAACAUGCUAAGACCCCACAUGAGUGACCCAGCCUUCUCUAGAGCUCAGGUGACUGUGGGGACCAUGCUGUCUGACAGCUUUGUUGAGCUUGUCAGGCACCGAAUAGAUGCUCGUGGUGACCACCCACUCAGCCAUUACAACUUGUUGGAGUCCAUCUACAACGGCAAGUACAAAAGCAUGGGCACAAGCCACAUCUCUGUGCUCGCUGCAGAUGGCAGUGCCGUGUCCGCCACCAGCACCAUCAACUACCCGUUUGGCUCCUUUGUGUAUUCUAACCAAACCGGGAUCAUUUUAAACAAUGAACUUGCUGAUUUCUGCACAGCAAACAGAAGCAUUAACCCAGGAGAGAAGCCUACCUCAGCAAUGGUGCCUUCCAUCCUCAUCUCCAAGACGGGAGACAUGCUGGUGAUCGGGGGAGCAGGUGGGCGCUGGAUUAUCAGUGCUACUACCAUGGCAAUUAUAAACAAGCUGUGGUUUGGCUACGACUUGGAACAUGCCAUUUCAGCUCCCGUCAUGCACACUUUGGGUGACAGUGUCAUCUUUGAGGGGCAUUUCAGCGAGGAAGUUAGGAGUGGCCUGCUGAGAAGAGGACAUAAAGAAAAGAAAGAUAAAUUUGUAAUGAAUGUUGUGCAGGGAAUUUCCAAGGAAGGAAAAUGCAUCUCUGCUUACUCUGAUAAAAGGAAGCUGGGGAAGUCGGCUGGAUAUUAGCAUGGAAUGCCAUCACAACUCACAAAGCAAAAGGAGAUAACUAGAUCCAGAACAUGCUUUCCUUCAACAUGCCCAUAAUUGCCUGUUCCCACCAAGAUGCCUCCUGGAGCAUGGGCAAAACCUGUGACUACACCUAAUUCCAGCAGACUGCAGGUACCCUCGGGCAGUAUAAGGAGAGGUCAGCCAGCCUUGUUUAGAGCUACACCUUCCAUUACUUAUGUGAUAUACUGAAAAACAUAUUUCUUGAGCACAUCAGCUACUCAGAAUGAGAGAAUAAAAAGUGGGAAAGGAAAAUUGGUCCAAACCCCACUGGGAACACUGUGAAAUGACCCAGCUGUAUCUUCUGUUCCUGCUGGAGUCUCAGUUAAGAGUAGAAUUGGUUUCUUUCAGGCUGUUCCACAAGAAGUUUAUUACUACUGGGGCUCAGCAAUGUGAAAUACAGAACUAUUUUGGCUAUGAAGACUACAAGGAGUGUAGGACUGGGAGUCUGGCUCAGUGCAGCCUCUUGAACAGUCCAGGUUUGCACCGUGCUGCAGGCAGGACUUAUGGCAGAUCUGCUCUGGCUGAGCACCAGUGCAGGGGUCAGGAUUUUAAAAUCUGAAGCAUCCAGGCUUAGAGGGUGGGUUUGGAAAGGGAAGACAUGCUGCUGGUUUUGGAAGCUUUAGAACUUUCUUCAAAAUGCAAAGGAAACACGAUCAGGAGACAUCACUUGUAGCCAUGACUCAGCCUGGCCAGGCAAACACCAGCAGUGCUGGGGAGUGAUGCAGCACCAUCAGGCAUUAGCAGAAUUCUCUUCUCCCACAGCCUGUGCACAGGCACCAGGCUACCUUCUUUAGUCAGCCUCUAAUGUUCCCUUCAGAUCACAAGGAGGAUGUUGUAGAACUCUAAGAACUAUCACAGAGUGAGAAAACUUCUGGAGAAGAGACCUGAACUCAUGCACCUGGACCCAAAAGGUCUUUUGCAAUUAAUCCAUAACUUUGCUCAAAAUGGCCCAGAAUCAAACAUUUUAAAAAAUAAAACCAAAAAAAGACAAACCCCUCAAAGCUCUUCUCAAAUAUGCAGGGGCAAACUCCCAGAAUCCCCCAAAACUCCAUUUUCUGAAAGCUUAUGAGCCUGACUGCCCUAUGGGCACAGUGUUGUGUGUGUGUCUGGAAGUGAAUCAAUCAAUCAGAGCCAGGCCUAGCAGAGCCCUCCCCUUCACACACAUGGCCCAUGGGUCUCCUAAUGCACAAACAAGUACCAUCCCUCUGCAAACAGCAUGACAAGCACACUCUAUUAAAAAACCACAAAUUAAAACAAGGCCAGCUAGGUUUUAUGCCAAUGUUCUUAGCCACAAAGUCGGUCCCAUGAAGCCGUCAAUUUACUGAAAUCUCAGCCUUCACUUGCAUUUUAAUGAUGGUCUGAGUGAAGAUGACCAGAGCCAGACGUGUUUUGCUUCAGAAUUGUACACCAAGGACUGUAGUAUGACCACCCCUGCAUCAGAGCUAAUGAUUGCUACGUUACCAGAUCAUAACCGCAGGCACUUAAUCAAGGAUCUGGAAGACAAGUUACUUCUGUACAGAGCCAGCUCCAUGCACUCCUUUGUCCAGCUGGAAUUUAUCUUCAUUCCCUAGUUCAGAAGAACUACUGGUUUCUCCAUCAGAUCUGCUUACUCAAGCCAUGGCCCUGUGAGACAGGACUACAGUGCUGCUGAAUGGGAAUAGAGAAAGGGAAUAGGCCCAAAGGCUGAGGGGGGUAGUAUUUAUGUUCAUUUGGAAGGGGUUACAUUGACUAUGACUAACAAAACCCCCCAAUCUACUUAAGUUGCUGAAGUUUUCUACUUUGAUUAACUCCCUUACCCCAGGUGCCAGUUCCUGGGUGCAUUGAUUCUAGUGACAGAAAUAACACCCCAACAGCAGAGCUGUGCAGGGGAAGCACUUAGAGGCACCAGACACCAUCUGCAGCUCACACUGCAGCUCCAGACAGACUAACUAGACCGGAGGCUGGCUUUAGCAAGGUCUGUAGCUAUUUCCAGCUAAUCCCACUGAGCUUAGAGUUUACAGACAGCAACCAAGAACGGCACUGGCUGGAGACAGGGAGACUGGUUUCCCUUCAAGGCCACCUUCAGCAGUGCUCUGGGCCCUCUCCAUCACAUUUCACUACAGAAAACCGAAGUCACCAAGUAACUAAGUCUUCCAUUACCUUCUCUUCUCACAUACUUUAGGGUAAAGCACCAGCAUACUGCAGCCCUAUCACCUUUCCAGUGGAGUAACAUCACAGCUUCUUCCCACCAUAAAGACAUGGGAAUAAUAUCUGUAGUGCAGUGCUCACUACAAUUUAACUACUUUGCUACUAAUUUCACAACUGAGCCAACUGAGCAGUUUUAAAACCCACCACAGCUUUAAUUUGCAAGGCAGAAAGGAAUCUUUAAUCUGCAAGGCAGACUUCUCACUGCAGCAGAGACUUCCAGUCCUGUAGUCCUCACUAGCAGAACACCUGGUGAAGCUGAGAAAUUGUACCUGCCUUGGCACCUCUGCUCUUGCCCUGCCACCUCCUCACUGCUGCUGAAAUCUGCUUGGGUCAGGAGCCUCCCAGUUUGGUCUUUCCCCAUUCAUGCUCCUCCCCACAAGAGAGCAUUAUUUUUGUACUGAAAUCAACUUACAGGGACUUUCAAAGCAUCAUUGUACAGAGGCUGCUCUAUUUUCUAAUGAAAUCUAUAAAUUAUACUUUUAAUAAAGUGUUUUG
Messenger RNA from Corapipo altera (White-ruffed manakin), 4681 nucleotides. It is a transcript of the gene GGT5, whose product is annotated as gamma-glutamyltransferase 5. Gene Ontology annotation, cellular component: plasma membrane. NCBI's taxonomy places the organism in Eukaryota, Metazoa, Chordata, Aves, Passeriformes, Pipridae. Gene Ontology annotation, biological process: inflammatory response; leukotriene D4 biosynthetic process; glutathione catabolic process. Gene Ontology annotation, molecular function: leukotriene-C(4) hydrolase activity; glutathione gamma-glutamate hydrolase. The transcript is spliced from 14 exons. The coding region runs from base 512 to 1957 and encodes 481 amino acids. The record is from RefSeq and is a predicted model, not a curated record.